CCGACCGCUAUUUACCUGGUGCGGGGAGGCUCCUGGGCGGCGGGCGGGGGUCCCGGGUGUGCCGGCGCCGUGCUGUGUGUGCGGAUUGAGUUAUAUUUAUGUUCAUGAUGUAAAUAUGUGACUGCAAUAAGAGACGUACUGAGGCUGCAUGAGGCUUCUCAGGGGAUCAGGUAUGGAGUCUAAGACUGACAGUCCUCCUGUCUGGGGCACAUCAUCUGAACAAGAUCAGACUCCGACCCAGGUACAUUUUGUUCCAGAGAGUAGUGCUGUUGCUCAGAUUGUUUACACAGAUGAACAGGAUCGACCAUCACAACAAGUGGUUUAUGCAGCAGAUGGAACGUCUUACACAUCUGUGGAUGGGGCGGAACAUACCCUAGUGUACAUUCACCAGGCUGAUGGGACACAGGCUGUUUUCACUGAUCAGUCCCAGGUAGCGUACAUCCAACAGGACACAACCACUCAGCAGGUAACAGUUCUUUUGCCUGCCAGCCAGAACGUGUCUGGUGCCAAUUUGGCAGUCCUUGGCAGUGUGACAGAGACCCAGCAGCCAAUACCAGUGGAAAACAAUUCUCAGUCACAUUUGCCCGCACCAAAUCAUGGUAUUCCUCAGAUAACUGAGGUCAGCAACUCUGUGCAGCAGGUGCCAGAUGCACUGGACACAGCUGAACAUGACCUGGACACAGAGGAGGAUGAGGAUGAAGAGGAGGAAGAGGAGGAUGUGGACUCAUCUGAUAUGGAUGAUUGGGAGCCAGGUCCUCUGAGGCCCUUUAAUCCAUGUGAUUUGUGGUGUGAGGAUUGUAACACCGCACAUCCCGGUGCAUGCCCCAAACAUGGAACUCUGCACUGUAUUCCCAAUCGGCCUGUCCUGAGCAGGGCCAGGGCCAGCCUGCCGCUUAUUCUCUACAUCAAUCGAUUUGCUGGUGGAAUUUUCUCUAAGAGGCGCAUUCCAAAACGCACACAGUUCGGUCCUGUCGAAGGACCAUUAAUUAAGCAGUCUGAGCUCACAGAUGAUUACAUUCAUUUAAAGGUCGCUAUGGGGGUAGGAAGGGAGGAUUUGAAAGACGGAGAGAAACCUGGGGAUUUAUGGUUUGAUUUGUCUGAUGAGAACUUGUGCAACUGGAUGAUGUUUGUCCGUCAAGCUCAGAAUCACUUGGAGCAGAACCUGGUGGUAUACCAGUACGGCAAAAACAUCUACUUUACCACCAUCAAACAUAUUGAACCAAAACAGGAACUCAAGGUGUGGUAUGCAGCAUCAUAUGCAGAUUUUGUGGAGCAGAAGAUCCAUGAUAUAUCAGAAGAGGAACGGAAAGUUCUACGUGACCAGGAAAAAAACUGGCCGUGCUAUGAGUGUAAUCGUCGCUUUACCAGCUCAGAGCAGCUCCAGCAACAUCUCAACAUGCAUGACGAAAAGCUGGACUUCUUCAGCAGGUCAAAGAGCAGAAGUCGAGGCCGAGGCAGGAGGCGCUUCGGUUCAGGCAGGCGACCGGGGCGCCCACCAAAGUUUAACCGGCAGGAUUCAACUGUGGAUCAGAGUGAGGCAUUGCAGCUCACUGUGAAGCGGCGCUUCGAAGACACAGAUGAACCCGUGGCCAAUGGAAUGGAUCAAGAGGAAGAGACUGCAAUUAGCUCAGAGCAGCCAGAAAAUGAUUCGAGUAUCGCUAAUAACACAACAACCACAAGCCCUGGGGAGGAAAUGCGGCGCAACAAACGCAUUCGGAAUGCUGCUCUACAUCAUCUCUUUAUACGUAAAACUUUUCGACCAUUUAAAUGUCUUCACUGUGGGAAAGCAUUUCGGGAGAAAGAGAAGUUGGAUCAGCACCUGCAUUUCCAUGGGCGGGAGGGCAACUACCCACUGACCUGUGAUAUCUGUAACAAAGGCUUCAUAAACAGUUCAGCUCUCGAUUCACACAUGAAAUUCCACUCUGAUCAGAAAACAUACUCCUGUAUUUUCUGCACAGAAUCUUUUGAUAGACUGGAUCUCCUCAAAGAACAUGUCGCAGUUCAUGUUACUAAUGGCUGUUUCACCUGUCCCUCCUGUAAAAAACAAUUUCCAGACUUCAUUCAGAUAAAGAAGCACAUUCGAAGCUUCCACUCUGAGAAGAUUUACCAGUGUACAGAAUGUGACAAAGCCUUCUGCCGGCCGGACAAGCUUCGACUACAUAUGCUGCGACACUCUGAUCGGAAGGACUUUCUCUGCUCCACCUGCGGCAAGCAGUUCAAAAGAAAGGAUAAGUUGAAAGAGCACAUGCAGCGAAUGCACAAUCCAGAACGAGAGGCCAAGAACGCUGGGCGCAUUCACAAGUCGAAACCUUUCAAACCUAAGAUUCCUUCAACGGACUACGAGAGUUUCAUGUUCAAGUGUCGUGCCUGCAUGAUGGGUUUCCGGCGGCGUGGGAUGCUGGUGAAUCAUUUGUCCAAAAGACACCCAGAUAUCAGGAUAGAUGAUGUGCCAGAGCUAACGUUGCCCAUUAUUAAACCAAACAGGGACUACUACUGCCAGUACUGUGACAAGGUGUACAAAAGUGCCAGUAAGCGUAAAGCCCAUAUCUUGAAGAACCACCCUGGGGCAGAACUUCCCCCGAGUAUUCGCAAACUGAGGCCCGCAGGUCCAGGGGAACCGGAUCCAAUGCUGAGCACACAUACACAGCUGAAGGGCACCAUUGCCACACUACCUGUCUGCUGUCCACACUGCUGCAAACAAUACAGCAGCAAGGCAAAAAUGGUGCAACAUAUCCGGAAAAAGCACACGGAUGUUCUGCAGGAUAAUCCAAAUGCACUGCAGGCACUGCCUGCACAGACACCCAUCGUAGCCACUGUCAUCAGUGCAGCACCAACUGUUGUGAACACAGAUGGUACAAGUGGAGAUACAAUUGUGACAACUGAUCUCCUGACUCAGGCGAUGAGUGAGCUGUCGCAGACACUAACAACUGACUAUCGGCCAGCUCAGGGAGAUUAUCAGCGUGUGCAGUACAUUCCCGUCUCCCAGCACAUCCAACCAGUUCAGGGACAACAGUCUCAGCACAUCCAACUCCAGGUGGUGCAAGUGGCACAGACUUCCUCCCACCAGAAUCAGCAUUCCACAGUGGAUGUCAGCCAACUGCACGAUCCUCACGGCUUUGCACAACAUGCCAUUCAGGUGCAGCACGUCCAGGUUGCAGAGCAGUCCAGCACCAUGCCCCCUUCUGCUUCCCAGAGUGGAAGUGGUCAGCCUCUAAGCCCCGCAUCACAGCAGUCACAGGAACUCAGCCCUUCCCAGAUACAGAGUGGAACAUCAACACAAAACCAGGUCUUACAACAGCAACCAACAGCUACAGUACAGCAUACGUACCUUCCCAGCACAUGGGGAACCUUCCGCAACUACUCUUCUGAGAUUCAGAUGAUGACCAUUCCUCAAACGCAGUACGUUAUUGCAGAGGCUCCUGUAGCCACAGUGAACAGCGGCCAGAUGAAGGCAGUGACACAGACUCACUAUGUGAUAUCAGAAGGACAGACUGAGAUGGACUUGAAGCAGAACUCGAGACUUGAUGUGCCUCAGACACAGACAGACACGUCCCUACAGCAGCAGAAUGCGCAAUUCAUCAUUACCUCAACAGCUAAUGGGAAUGGAACUACUGAGGUGCCAAUCACAAAGCCCUAGCAGUCACUUGCUGGACACUGUUCCUCCCCAAAUUCAUACCAGCUCCACUGGGAGUGGAGCUGCACCUUGUGGCAUGCAUUUUAUAAAAGGAAAGCGAGAGAGCAGAGACUUAGGUUUACAGCUUUUCCCUUCCACACGUCCCUUCCCUCAUCACCUACCCUUCAGAUGAAGUAUUAGAGCAAAGGGCAGGAAAGCAAGAAAUUGGGGUUGCUGAUGAUAGUGUGAGCUCAGUGAGAUCGAGCUGAUUACGUCAUUGCAAAGGAGUUGGACCCUGUUUUUAGAGAAAUGAUUGAGGAAGCUGAAAGAAAUCAGGUGGCAAAGCACUGAUGAACUGACCAGCUCUGUUCACAAACCCUCACAACCAAUCGUUCCAAUUGCCUUUUGACCAAGGAAGCUGCGUGUCUACGACCUGCUGAGAGAGACUGCGCCCCAGAUGAACUCUGAUGUCAUUUGGGAGUAUAAAGCUGAGGACAUGGUAUUAUUAAUCAAAAGUCCACUAAGGCUGCAGAGCUGGAGACAGUGAGCUGGAUUCUCAGUGACUAAAGUUAGGGUGAGUUUGUAAGAGACAAAUCAACAGGAAAAUUCAUUGCUGAACUUGUGCCAUUUCUCAGGCUGAGACACUUGCCUCCUCCUGUGGGUCAUGUUCUUUUCUGGGUCUGUUCCCCAGACUUGGACUGGGAUGAGUGCAGUCUGGUCGGCUUGAACCCGAGGCAAACAUAGCAAGCACACACGCAGACCGGAGCAUGCUAGGGUCUGGAGAUGUAUUCUCUUCACUCGUUCUAAACAGACCAAGAUGGAAAAGUUUUAAUGAAUGAGAUUUUAAUGCUUUAUUAUUUAAAAGUUUAUGUUAAUUGCAAACUUCUGUGAUUGUAUAAUUAGAGAAGCUCUGUUCUAAAAGUGUUUAAAGAUCAAUAAAAAUAUAAAUGUGGAUUCUGUGACUCUGCUCUUCUCUCCAGCAUGUAUCCUACCCCACUGAUUGCUGCUUACCUCCAACACCCCUGUGUGUAAGGAGCCAGGAUACUGCAAAGAGGAGGGCAGGACCACAGAUCCAAAGUCUGGGCUCCUUAAAUUGCAACGAUUUGGAAUGUAAUUUCAACUCCUGGGUUAUCAUCUGAUUUUCUUUUUCAUUUGCUGACACUGUGAUCUCCUGAAAAUGAAGGUUGGUGUUCUUCUGAUCAGAAUAUUACGGGAUGGGGCAGGAGCCUCUUCACCUGCUGCAUUGUCUUUCAGGAAAUGUUGACCUUUUUGGCUGAAAUUCUACUGAUAGAAGUUUACUAAGGACCCAAAACUUAACACUAUUUAAAUUAUUGUAACUCAUAAUUCAGGCUCAUGAAUGAUUUCCAGUUCCUUGUGCUUCCUGUGGGUCUGUCCCUGCCCUCGUAUGUGUGUGAAUUGGCAGUGAUACACCCACUAAAUGUGCGACAGCAACUGGACAUUCCAAACCUCAGCACUUCUGCCAGUGUUAAUGUGGCAAAGUAUUGCUUCAGAUCUUUAAAUUUUAUUCAGUUAUCAGAACAUUUAUUUGGCAAAAGCUGAAUAUAACAGACAUGUUAUAUAAUUGCAUAUUUAUUAACUUGGAAGAGUUACAGGGAUUUUGAAUACUGCAUCACUUCAAAAAAAAAUCCAAAUAAACUCCGAAUGUUGUCUUGACAGAAGGAACUGAACUGCAGCCAUGUUUAACAUCUCAUGCCUUGUCAUCGGAUUUUGAAGAAUAACAUAAACCCAAA
Pristis pectinata (smalltooth sawfish) is the source of this 5364-nucleotide messenger RNA. It is a transcript of the gene prdm10, whose product is annotated as PR domain containing 10. The record is from RefSeq and is a predicted model, not a curated record. The coding region runs from base 149 to 3637 and encodes 1162 amino acids. Gene Ontology annotation, cellular component: nucleus. The transcript has 23 exons. Gene Ontology annotation, molecular function: protein binding. Lineage: Eukaryota; Metazoa; Chordata; Chondrichthyes; Rhinopristiformes; Pristidae.